Molecule: messenger RNA, 1464 nt
Organism: Aspergillus steynii IBT 23096
Lineage: Eukaryota; Fungi; Ascomycota; Eurotiomycetes; Eurotiales; Aspergillaceae
Product: cytochrome P450
Exons: 8
Coding region: 1-1464 (487 amino acids)
Molecular function (GO): iron ion binding; oxidoreductase activity, acting on paired donors, with incorporation or reduction of molecular oxygen; heme binding
Source: RefSeq, a predicted model, not a curated record
AUGCCCUCUCUACUUCUCACAUCCCACAGUUUGAUUUCCGGCUCAUCGGCCCUACUCAUCUUACUAUGUCUCGCCUUUGUCUACCCGAUCUAUGCCUUCCUCAGCCCUUCUCAAUCGUUAAAGACCUCAUCCGCCGCCUUAUUUACACCAGACAAAACUAGUGCUGGGAAUAAAAAGAAGAGAUGGCUUUACGACUCAGUCAACCUGUUCCAGGAGGGGUAUCAGAAAUUCUACGGCAAACCAUUCAGAAUCUGGACCACGGAAGGAGAGCAGGUAGUCAUUCCCCCGGACUACGUGGAUGAAUUAAAGAUGCUUCCCGAUCAUACGUUUCCAUCUGCACUUCGUCAUUUCUUUUUGCAUAAGUAUCUAUGGCCAAUUGAGGUGUCUAAACUGGAUUAUGGACAUGUGGUUAUGAAGAAUGAUUUGAAUAAGAGCAUGGGCAGGAUAUUCCCCGAAAUGCGGGAUGAGGUCGAUACCGUAUUCCCUCUUGAGUUCCCGGAGAGCAAAGAUUGGCACGCCAUCCAGGUCUACCCCAAGAUCCUACGUCUCGUCAGUCGCGUCAACGGAAGGAUCUUCGUUGGAAACCCACUGCACCAGAAUGAGGAAUGGAUUAACAUAAGCUGCAACUAUACGAAGAACAUUUUUCUUUCGUCCGCGAAGCUCCGAUUCUUCCACCCUUGGCUCCGCCCUCUCGUUCAGUUCUUCAUCCCAGAGCUACGAACCGUAUGGAGCUGUAACAGCAAGGCCCAAGAGCUCUUAUCGCCAAUUCUGCGAGAACGGCAAAACAACGAGAGAAAGGCAGAUUAUAAAAAGCCAAACGAUUCAAUUGAGUGGCUAAGAGACCUGGUUCCCGAGCCAGACCGGAAUGACCCCCUCUUCCAUGUCAUCUCGCAGUUGGGUAUUGGCGCGGUGUCGUAUGUGAGCAUUCUCCAGGAGGAAAUAGAAUCCGUAUGUGGCGAAAAUGGAGGGCAGUUCACACUGGAAAGUACGGGGAAGUUAAAGAAGUUGGAUAGUUUCAUCAAGGAGACGUUGCGGUUUAAUGGCCAUCUGACAGCGACCUUUCAACGAAAGGCACUCCGUCCCAUCACCCUCUCGGAUGGCACCUCCAUCGCACCCGGCACUUUCACGCUGGCCCCAGCCAACGCCGUCAACUUUGACCACGCUAUAUAUCCUGAUGCAAACACAUUUGAUGGCCUGCGUUUCUACAAGCUCCGUCAGAGCUCGGUCGACGAGGAAAACAAGCACCAGUUGACGUCAAUUACCAAGACACAAUUGCAGUUUGGGAGUGGGCGACAUGCGUGUCCAGGGCGGUGGUUUGCCAGUCACCAGACCAAAUUAGUCUUGGCCAAGGUCAUUGAUGGGUUUGAGUUGAGGUUGAAAGGGGACCAGAGGCCGAAGGGAUUACUGUUUCAAACUAAUCAGCUACCUGAUCCGAAGACGGAGAUUCUAUUUCGUGCAAAGUAA